Molecule: messenger RNA, 1590 nt
Organism: Schistocerca serialis cubense
Lineage: Eukaryota; Metazoa; Arthropoda; Insecta; Orthoptera; Acrididae
Gene: Dbp45A
Product: probable ATP-dependent RNA helicase DDX49
Exons: 9
Coding region: 97-1461 (454 amino acids)
Molecular function (GO): nucleic acid binding; ATP binding; RNA helicase activity
Source: RefSeq, a predicted model, not a curated record
ACAUCUUUGCAUUAUGUUUAUAUUUUGUAGAUAGUUUGAAAGGUUUGUUUACAUGUGGUAGUCACGUGUAUUUGUUAAUUGAAUUUUUGUUUAAAGAUGCAGCAGAUAAAGAGUUUUUCCGAUUUAAAAUUAAAUAGCUGGAUUUGCCGUCAGUGUGAAAGCGUUGGUGUUAAAACACCAACACCAAUUCAAGCUAACUGUAUCCCACAUAUACUUUCUGGCAAGGACUGUAUAGGAUGUGCGAAAACUGGAAGUGGCAAGACAUUAGCAUUCGCUCUUCCAAUUUUGCAAAAGCUUUGUGAGGAUCCUUAUGGUAUAUUUGCACUUGUCUUAACACCAACAAGAGAACUUGCAUUUCAGAUUGCAGACCAGUUUGCUGUCAUUGGAAAGGCAAUAAGUUUAAAGCAUUCUGUGAUUGUGGGUGGUAUGGACAUGAUGAUACAAGGACAGGAGCUUGAUCGAAAACCACACAUAGUUGUUGCAACUCCUGGAAGACUUGCAGAUCAUUUGGAAAGUGGGAACAAUACAUCAUUUAAGAAGAUACAAUUUCUGGUGUUAGAUGAAGCAGAUAGACUACUGGGUGGACAAUUUGACGAGCAGAUGCGGACUAUUUUUUCUGCUCUCCCGAGGAAAAAGCAGACACUUUUCUUCAGUGCUACCAUGACAGAUACAUUGGAAGAAGUUAGAGCUGUUACUGCAAAUGAGGUAUUUAUGUGGGAGGAUAAGACUGAAGUUGCUACUGUUGAUCAACUAGAACAGUUCUAUGUUCUUUGCCCACAUGAUGUACGAGAUGGGUACUUGGUCGAAACAAUUCGAACUUUCAGACGACAUCAUGAAAAAGGCUCUGUAAUUAUUUUCACUGAUACGUGCAAGAAUUGUCAGUUGUUGUCGAUGACGCUAAAUGAAGUUGGAUUUGAAAAUGUUUCAUUACAUUCCAUGACGCAGCAAAGACUACGACUGGCAGCACUUGCAAAAUUCAAGAGCAAUGUUGUUAGAAUUUUAAUUGCCACUGAUGUAGCUAGCAGAGGUCUUGAUAUACCAGCUGUAGAGCUGGUUAUUAACCACACUCUGCCUAACAUUCCAAAAGAUUAUAUCCAUCGUGUUGGCCGAACUGCUCGUGCAGGUCGCUUUGGUGUAGGAAUAUCUUUGGUUUCACCAUAUGACAUUCACCUUGUUCAUGCAAUUGAAAAUGCAAUCAACACAAAGCUGAAACAAUAUGAUGUAGACGAUAAAGAAGUUGCAAAGAUAUUCACACAGGUGUCCGUCACUAAGAGAGAAGCAGAGAUCAAGCUUGAUGAAACAGACUUUUAUGAGAGAAAAAUGAUUAACAAAAGAAAGAAGCUAAUCCUCGAGGGGAAAGAUCCAGAUGAAGAAGAAGUGAAAAGGAGAAAGAUGCUUAAAAGAAAGAGAAGAAAGGAGAAAUUGAGUAAGAACUUCAAGAAGAGGGAACAUGUCAGUUGACUUUCUCACCUUCAUUUCAGCUUUGUAUGUAUCCAGCAGUUGUUGACUAAUGUACAGUGAGAAAGGCAAUUAUAAAUUUGUAGAUAAAGAAUGUUUAUUUUUGUAAUUAAAUGAAGCAAACAGCUUUUA